AUGGCGGUCAAUAAGGCGCCCCUGCUGCCAAAGCUUACGCUUUCAAAUGGCAUAACCAUCCCGCAGAUCCAGCUCGGCCUCUACAUGAUGCCGCGCGGGGAAGUCACCCAACCCAUCCGUUGGGCUCUGCUGGAGGGGUACCGCGGCUUCGACAGCGCCCAGGCAUACCACAACGAGCGAGAGGCAGGCGAAGCGAUUAGCACUUUCCUCUCGAACCCAGACGACAACAAGGAGGGGUUGCGCCGCGAGGACCUCUUUUUCACCACCAAGCUGGCCAGCUGCAGCACCUCGUACGACCAGGUACGCCGGUCCGUCAAGGCUUCUGUAGAUGCGUGCGGCCUUGGCUACGUGGACUUGUUCCUGUUGCACAGCCCGUACGGCGGCAGAGAGGCACGACUGACGAGCUGGAAUGCUCUCGAAGAUGCGGUCGACGACGGCGAGGUGAGGAUGAUUGGUGUUAGCAACUUUGGCGUUGCUCACAUUGAAGAGUUGAUGGCCGCGAAGCCGCGAAUAAAGCCUGUCGUCAACCAGAUUGAGGUGCACCCGUUCAAUACGCAGACGAGCAUCAGAGAGACAUGCGCGAAGCACGGCAUUGCGGUGGAGGCUUACGCACCUCUUGCGCAAGCUUUGAGGAUGACGCACCCCAAGAUAGUGCAGCUGUCUAACAAGUACGGGUGCUCGCCAGCUCAGCUGAUGGUCAAGUGGGGGAUACAGCAUGGCAUGGUGACCCUGCCCAAGAGCAUGCAUCGCGAGCGUCUAGUCGAGAAUGCGGAUGUGAGCGAGCUUGCCAUCUCUGAGGAAGACAUGGCCGCCAUGGAUGGCCUUGACGAAAAGCUAAGCACUGACUGGGACCCGACGGAUGCACCGUAA
Molecule: messenger RNA, 870 nt
Organism: Purpureocillium takamizusanense
Lineage: Eukaryota; Fungi; Ascomycota; Sordariomycetes; Hypocreales; Ophiocordycipitaceae
Exons: 5
Coding region: 1-870 (289 amino acids)
Molecular function (GO): oxidoreductase activity
Source: RefSeq, a predicted model, not a curated record